GAAAUUUCGAAACUAGAUCCUGAAAAUCCAAUUUCGGAAGCUCGGACAAGAAGAAUCAUCAUUCGUGGCUUGAGACUGGAGUUCAAGGGCAUAGUGACAGCAACAAGAGGGUGGUCAAAGGAGCCAACCCUGGCUAGGUUGUAG
Messenger RNA from Linum tenue, 144 nucleotides. The record is from the annotation of a GenBank genome assembly. NCBI's taxonomy places the organism in Eukaryota, Viridiplantae, Streptophyta, Magnoliopsida, Malpighiales, Linaceae.